Messenger RNA from Trichoplax adhaerens, 687 nucleotides. RefSeq lists its product as uncharacterized. The annotation marks the transcript as partial. Gene Ontology annotation, molecular function: nucleic acid binding; protein binding. Lineage: Eukaryota; Metazoa; Placozoa; Uniplacotomia; Trichoplacea; Trichoplacidae. The transcript has a single exon. The record is from RefSeq and is a predicted model, not a curated record.
GAGAAAACUAUUCAGAUUCCUGAGUUAGCUAUAAGCAAGAAACACGCCCAAAUUGGUUACGAUCUACAAGAAAGUAAAUAUCACAUAUGUGAUUUGGGCAGUAAAAAUGGAACGUACUUAAAUGAUGUCAAAAUUGCUAAUGAUGGCUCUACCUUUUAUCUACAACACGGCGACUAUAUUAAAAUUGGUUCUACUAGCUUUUUGUUGCAUAUUCACCCAGGUUAUGAUACUUGUGACGAUUGUGAACCAGGCCAGAUACUGUCAAGAAUUCCAGUGACUGAUCACAUUACAUCAAAAACUGAAACCGCUCCUAUUUGUACAGACUCUGAUAAGCUUGAAGAUCAACGCCGUCAUAGUUUAAAGCAGUUAAAAAGGAAAUAUGGACUGGGCCGUGAUGAUACGUCUGAGUCGGCCGUCUCCACACAUGAAAAAUACAAGGAUAGAGCGGAAGAAAGACGAGUUCAUAUUGGUAGCGAUUUCCCACAUGCAUUGCAGACCUCUUCAUCUGUAAAAAAGCCAAUUGAAAAAUCCAAUAAAGGACAUAAAUUACUAGAAAAAAUGGGCUGGAGUGCCGGACAAGGUCUUGGACGUAAUAAUACUGGAAUAUCUCAACCAGUUGAAGUACAGAUGCGGUUAACAAACGCUGGAUUAGGAACUAGUGGCGUAAGCAGUUCCAUGGAUGAUAUC